This is a messenger RNA of Heterobilharzia americana, 978 nucleotides long. NCBI's taxonomy places the organism in Eukaryota, Metazoa, Platyhelminthes, Trematoda, Strigeidida, Schistosomatidae. The record is from the annotation of a GenBank genome assembly.
CUACGAAGACACUUAUGAUCAAUACCCUGCAACUACUUCAUGUCGUCUACUUUCAGCGGCUCUCAUAGCCGUAUAACAGGAUAAAACCGACUGCAGUGCAGUCCUUUGAUAGAUAGUCAUAUAUCUCAUCAGUCUGCAGGUUGGUAAAUGCCAAUCGUGUUUUCUGUAUCCAAGCUGAGAUUUCGUCAGCAACCACCUCAUUCGAGUUGACCAAACUCUCCAAGUGAGUAAAAUGGUAGAUACAGUAUACUACUUCACUCACUAUCAUUAAACUGGGAGUACUUGCAGCAGAUCAGUCCUGCAGCAUCAUCUUACAUCUGACAGGUGGGAAAUGCUUAACAGCCAAACAUACUCAGGAAGGAUAGCUGUGAGACAGUUAGAAUGUGCUUUUUAGCUGUUACACCUAACGGUCUAGCCACUUAUCCUGACAUAUUAUCGGGAGACCUACCAUCCUCCAUGUUGAUAGUUCCACUCACUAUUCUAAGAGCUUACGGAGAGUUGUCAUGUGAAUUGACGACAACUAGUGAUGUCCGGCAGGGAUGUCCACCGUCACCGUCCCCAUUUAACUUCGUUAUAGACGUAUCAAUGGACAUUACCUUAGAGAUGCCUGAUUUCGCAGGGAUUGAUCAACUUCCUGUUGUUCGUCUGGUUGACUUCGAGUAUGCAGACGAUACUGUCCUACUCGGUGAAGAGGCUGACAAAAUGCAGGGUCUUCUGAAAGCGUGGAGCAGAAACCUGAGUAUGUUUGGCUGUUAUGCAUUUCGCACCCGUCAGAUGUAAGAUGAUGCUCUAAGACUGGUCUGCUGCAAGUACCCCCAGUUUAAUGGUAGGGAGUGAAGUUGCAGUACCUCCGUCAAUCUAAUCAGCAGUUCCCUGUCUCCACCCUAGAAAAAUUCAGGUAGCAAACUGUCAGGUCCUGUUGCUUUGCACCAUUUAAGGUUUAGAACAGCACGCUGAAAUUCGAUGAUGGUUGGAGGA